GAUUUGGUAGCAAGCUAAUUAGUCUCUCUGGCAUCUGACACUUGGCAGCAUGGCACUAAUUCCCAUUAACCUUGAAUGAAAUAUCAAUUAAAAGUUGGAUAUAAAAGUCUUUAGAUUAUGUGGUGGUUGCAAACCUGCAUUUUUGAUAUCUGGAAUAUAUACUGAAUAUUGUUGUAGGAGGACUGUCUUGGCUGUGAUGGAAACUUUUUAGAGUUUAAGUUUCCAUUUUUUUAUUCCUUUUUUGCUAAUUAAAGAAUAGAAAUGCAUGUGCAUUUGCUAAUGGUGUAUUUUUAUAAAUUUGUCAAAAUAUAUAUACAGUAUACUAUUGAGGUAACUUGAGGACACAGAUUUAAGAACAACAUUAUCAGAUGUGGUAAUCAUAAUAUCAAACAAGCAUACAGUGUGGUAUAUUGCCUUUUGUCCUUUGAUAGCCUUGCCGAAUUUACACAAAACAUAGCUUAAAAAUGCACUCAUUUUUUUGUAUUGUUUAGAGAGGUGGCGUACUGAACAAGUGUUAAACAAAUAUCUAAUUGAACAGAAUAUGAGAAUUACAGAUAAACCUUGACACUGUAACAAGUAAUAGUUAUUCUUAAACAGUUUUCUUAUUUGCAUAAAAGCUUGGGCGGCUGGACUAUGUUGUUGUGAAUUGCAAAACAAGCAUUUUGAUAUUUAACUUAACAAAACAGACCUGAAUUGAUAGAUAUUUAAUGUAAAGUGUUUAAAUCAUAGUGUAAAUCAUUAACCAAACAACCCCAGCUGGGAAAACAUCCUGAAGCCUGGUGCAGUGUACAAAGGUGCUAUGUAAGUGAAGUUGUGCUCAGAUUGUAUCUAUGUGGGUUGGACUGAGAAGGAGAGACUGAGGUGAAGUGAGAAAGUAGGCGUGAAAUGUGAAAAUGGUGAAGGGAAAAGCUCCAGCAAAUACUUAGGGAAGGAAAGUUCACAUCAAGAGGUGGAAUUAGUGGGGUAAACACUGGAUCCUUAGUAAAUAUCUCAGCUUGCAGCAAAUCCAUUCUAAUCUGUCCGGAGCCAAGAAGUAAUUGCAUUAGACUUUUAACGAGAACAUUACCUUGGGACAAAGAAAACCAGUUAUGAUAAGUUUGGAGUGUGAAAAACUCUUUAUACAGUGAGGUGAGUUUUAGAACCAACACUGCAUGGAGGAGAAGAGUACCAGAGAGUUACCUGUGUCCUGACCCAUACAGUAUAAUCAAAACCCAGUGAAGUCAUUACACAUUUUAGACGAGUUAUCAUAGUGGAUGGGAAGUGCCCUUAAAAAGAGUCAAAAAUGAAGUGAUGACAAGGAAGAUAACAACUCGAAAAAUCCACUGAAUUGACAUCUUGCCAUGAAUGCAACUGCCAGACCUCAGUUCAAAUGCACAUGUUUCCCUAAGUUUCACUAUUGUGAUAAAGAUUCAGAUGGAACCUACUAUGACUACUGUCACACAUCAUACAAGUGCUUUGCCACAAUACACACAGAAACACCGUUUGUUCAGAGAGGAUGUCAUAAUCAUCUAGAAGCCAAACAGUUUCACUGCAGCACACCGCCAGGGCAGUUUUAUUCGGCCAUCUGUUGUGACACUGAGUACUGCAAUAAAGAUGUGAGCCCCACAUACCCACCUGUUUCUACAACGGAAGGCUACAGCACUCAUUCUGAUGCUUCCACAUACCACCUGCAGCUGUCCCUGGCAGUGGUGGUCCCCUUGGUUCUAGUGGUGGUCAUAGUGGCACUGGUCGUAGUGCUGUGUAGAAAGUGGCAUGAGAAGAAACUACGAGAGAUCGACGACAGUGCGCGACACGCCUUCCUGGAGAAUGGGGAGAUUCAGGCAACUCAGGUUGGGGAUUCCACUCUGGAUGAUCUAUUAGACUCUAGUUGUACCUCAGGUAGUGGGUCAGGCUUGCCAUUUUUGGUGCAGAGAACAGUAGCUAGACAAGUCUGCUUAGUGGAGUGUAUAGGUAAAGGUAGAUAUGGUGAAGUGUGGCGUGGUACUUAUCAAGGUGAAAAUGUUGCAGUGAAAAUAUUCAUUUCUCGAGAUGAAGCUUCUUGGCAACGGGAGAGUGAGAUCUACAAUACAGUAUUACUGAGACACGAGAACAUUCUCGGUUUUCUGGCAGCAGAUAUGACGAGUAGGAACUCAUGCACGCAGCUGUGGCUGAUAACUCACUAUCACGAGGUGGGCUCUCUGUACGACCACCUGAACAGAACCACCCUUGAUCAUGCAGCAAUGCUCAAAUUGGCUCAUAGUGCCGCGGCAGGACUAGUUCACCUUCACACGGAGAUAUUUGGCACCAAGGGCAAGCCAGCAAUAGCACAUAGAGACAUCAAGUCGAAAAACAUUCUUGUCAGGAAAAACGGGACAUGUUGUAUAGCUGACUUGGGUCUGGCAGUGAUGCACUCACUCAAGACCAACAAAAUAGACAUGGGCAUGAAUAAUAAAGUAGGAACUAAGAGGUAUAUGGCUCCAGAACUGUUGGAUGAGACUAUGGAGGCCAAGUCUUUUGAUUCCUUCAAACGUGUAGAUGUGUAUGCAUUUGGUCUUGUAUUAUGGGAAAUUGCUAGGAGAUGCACUGUUGGAGGCAUUGCUGAAGAGUACAAGCCUCCAUUCUACGACAUGGUUCCUUCAGAUCCCAGUUUUGAGGAGAUGAGAAAAGUGGUUGUUGUAGACCAGUCUAGACCACAACUGCCCAACAGGUGGUCAGGCAAUCUGAUCUUGUCCCAGUUGUCCAGGCUGAUAAGGGAAUGUUGGUACCAGAACCCUGCUGCCAGGCUCACUAUGAUGAGGGUCAAGAAGACACUAGCAAAAAUGAUCGAUUCAAACGACGACGAAAAACCUCUCAAGUUCGAACUUAUCACUAAUGAAAUUUCUCUGACAACUUGAACCAGAUGUAGGAUACAUUUUCUUGAUGUUGAAGCAGGGGAUAUGUGUAUUUGUGUAGAUAAAGCAUUUAUUUCUUGCCAUUUAAUAAUACUGAAGUAACUAUGAUCUCAGUCCUGCCUACUGUGCAUUGAGUUUUAAAGUAGGGAGAACAGGUUGACAUGCAAUUGCCUUGAAUAAGCAUUAUAUGUUUAACAUGAUACAGGUGACUGUGCUGUUUAUCUAAAAUAUGUAACUUGACACUCUGUUUUACUUAAAUAUUUUGGAUUAGGUCACAUUCAACCCAGUUUUCUAUCAUCUGCAAAUUAUGUACUUAAAAAUGUCAUUGCAAAAAAAAUUAAUCAUUUUAGAUGAUAGUUUACUGCUCUUUUGAAAAUGCAAAUCAUGUUCUUAAUAACAAAUUGAAAUUAUUUAUUACAAAAGGCUUGAUUUUUAACUUUUUUAAUGUGCCUUUGAAUUGAUAAAUUAUCUUGGAUAUUCCUUAAAGAUUUAGACAGCAUCUAAUGCUUAGCAUUUUAACUUGUUUUUUUAAAUUUCCAAAUGAGAUACUUUAUUGAAAGAAAAUGCUGUGAAUUUGCUCAAAGAAUGGUGUUUUUAAUAUAGUGACAAAACUCUUAUCAAGAGAAUAAAUGUUAAUGUAACUCAAUAGCUAAGGACAUUAUGUACUUUAGUGAAAGUUGCGGAAAGGGAAAUAUAAAGCAUUAUUAUGGUGUAGCACAAAUAUGACAUUUAAACAUAAUUUCACCUAACUAUUUAUCCAAAUUAUUGAACAAUUUAUUCACAUAUUGUACUCAUUUAUUACGCAUUAUUUAUGAACAGUAGCGUAUGUAAAUAAUGAUACUUUUUGAAAAAAUGCUUUAAAAUAUACUUCACUAGUUGUUAGCAUAUAUAAACAGAAAGUAUACAUUUGUAAACAGUUAUGUGAAGAUAACUUAUGUCUAGUUAUACUGGAAAUGUACAAAAUACAAGAAAUAAGGUCACAUUUCUAUGUUAAAAACAUUAUUAUUUUUUUAUAUUUGCAUGUGAAAGCUAAAAAGUGCUGGUUUUGUUACUAGUUUAUAACUGAAAUCUCUUCAAGUAUAACUGCUUGGUUUGGUAUGGUUGUGAAUCAGGACAAUGACUUUUAAUGUUUACAUUUUUCAACUUCUGACUUUCUGCUUUGAAUUUUUGAUUUAAAAAGUGUGCCGUCAUUUUUGUUGAUCUUGUAAAGGGACUCUAUUACUACAACACUGCACAAUUUUAUGUUUGCAGGUGAAUAUCCAUUUUUUAUUUCAUGUUUGGUGAUUUGACUUGGAGAAUUCAGUUUUUAUACCCAUUCAUUGAGACAGUGCCUAUGUGUCAUCACUAUUAUAUAAUAUGUGCAUAGACAAAAGUGUACUGUAGAUGACUGUGGGGAAAAUUGUGAAUAAAAAAUACAGUAUGAAAAAAAUA
Molecule: messenger RNA, 4301 nt
Organism: Lingula anatina
Lineage: Eukaryota; Metazoa; Brachiopoda; Lingulata; Lingulida; Lingulidae
Product: activin receptor type-1
Biological process (GO): protein phosphorylation; cellular response to growth factor stimulus; cell surface receptor protein serine/threonine kinase signaling pathway
Cellular component (GO): plasma membrane; BMP receptor complex
Molecular function (GO): ATP binding; transmembrane receptor protein serine/threonine kinase activity
Source: RefSeq, a predicted model, not a curated record